ACUAGCCGUGUUGUGGGUACCGGCCUCAGAGUUUUGCCGGCCGCCGCCGCCGCCGCCGCCGCGCUAAGAGGCGCGGGGAAUCAUGUCGCUGUGAGGCUGGGCUGGCGCAGUUAACGCCGCGCAGGGGAGGUCCGGCCGGGCACGGGGGCGGCGGCGGCGGUUCUGCUUCCUAUAUGGGCCACUUUCUCUCGCGGAAGGGAACCAGCCAGAAAGCGGAGAAGAGCUGCCCCCGCCGCCCCCCCAGUCGCCCCCUGAAGGGGAAGGUGCCGCCGCGGAACCGGAGCUGCUUCCUGCGCGGGCCCUGCAUGCUCUGCUUCCUGGUCCACAACGCCAGCCCGCCAGCCGCGGACGAUCAGCCUCCCGCUCGCCGGGACUCCUCGCCGCCGCCGCCGCCGCUUCUUUACGCGACUCUGCCGGCCCCCGAGGAGCGCGCCGCCCGCCGCCUGCUGCAUUUGUCGCCGGUGGCCGCCUGGGAAGAGCGGGGCCGCCGCUGCCGCCGCUUGCUCCUCUCCGGCCUGCUGUUCUCGCCGCCGCCGCCGCCGCCGCCGCCUGCAGCGCGCCGGGGCUUCUUCGGGCCUGCGCUGGAGAGCGGCGAGGCUCCGCCGGAGAUGGUGUGCAAGCGCAAAGGAGUCGGGCUGCCCGCCUGCCCGCCCCGCAAGCUGCCCCGCUGCGCCACCAUCACAGAGACUACGGAGGCGGAAGGGGCCGGGAGUCCUUCGCCGCCGCCCGAGGCUGCCGGUUGCCCGCCGGGCUUCCUGCCUGAGCAGCUCCUCUGCCCCCUGCCCUGCGCCUCAGAGCGCGCCAGGGGAGGAUCGCCUAGGGACCCCACUGGAGAGAAUGGAGACGGGAAGGGACUCACGCCGGCAGGCUCCCCUUCCCAGCUGCCAGAACUUGGGGGGAGAGAAAAGCACGAGCCCCGCGAACCGGACUGUGAGGAGCCCCCAGAGAACCCAGGCGACUGCUGCCGAGAGCUGCAGCCGCCGUCGCCAGACAUCAAUCAGCUGCCGCCCUCCAUCCUUCUCAAGAUAUUUUCCAACUUAUCUUUGAAUGAGCGGUGUCUUUCAGCAUCGUUGGUUUGUAAAUAUUGGCGUGAUCUCUGUUUAGAUUUCCAGUUCUGGAAGCAAUUGGAUCUCAGUAGUCGUCAGCAGGUUACCGAUGAGUUACUGGAAAGAAUUGCAUCAAGAAGCCAGAAUAUAACUGAAAUCAAUAUUUCAGAUUGCCGUAACGUAUCAGAUACAGGAGUAUGUGUGCUAGCAUCUAAAUGUCCUGGACUUCUAAGGUAUACAGCCUACAGAUGUAAACAGCUGUCUGAUACAUCUAUAAUUGCAGUGGCAUCACAAUGCCCUCAACUUCAGAAAGUACAUGUAGGCAACCAAGAUCGGCUCACUGAUGAAGGACUCAAGCAGCUGGGCUCAGUGUGCAGAGAACUGAAAGAUAUUCAUUUUGGGCAGUGUUACAAGAUCUCAGAUGAAGGAAUGAUCAUUAUAGCUAAAGGAUGCCUGAAGUUACAGAGAAUAUAUAUGCAGGAAAACAAAUUAGUGACAGAUCAAUCUGUUAAAGCAUUUGCUGAUCACUGUCCUGAGUUGCAGUAUGUUGGGUUUAUGGGCUGUUCUGUAACAUCUAAAGGAGUCAUACACCUUACCAAUCUAAGAAACCUUUCCAGCUUGGAUCUACGUCAUAUCACAGAACUGGAUAAUGAGACAGUGAUGGAGAUAGUAAAGAGAUGCAAAAACCUUACUUCCCUCAAUCUGUGUCUGAACUGGAUUAUAAAUGACAGAUGUGUGGAGGUCAUUGCUAAAGAAGGACGGAACUUGAAAGAACUGUACUUGGUGUCAUGUAAGAUCACAGACUAUGCACUGAUAGCCAUUGGGCGAUAUAGCAUGACAAUAGAGACCGUGGAUGUGGGGUGGUGCAAAGAAAUCACAGAUCAGGGAGCCACCCAAAUUGCUCAAAGUAGUAAAUCGCUUAGAUACUUGGGACUGAUGAGAUGUGAUAAGGUGAAUGAAGUGACUGUCGAACAACUAGUACAGCAGCACCCACACAUUACCUUCAGUACUGUACUCCAAGAUUGCAAGAGGACCUUGGAACGGGCAUAUCAGAUGGGCUGGACACCCAAUAUGUCCACUGCCUCUUAAUUCAUGACAUAGUCAGACUGAACAUUUGAACAUUGUUAGUUUUUUUAAUUAAUAUUCUUACUUUUUAUUAAAUAUAUGUUCAUUUUUAGUAUAAGGCUUUAAUUUUGAAUAUAUAUAUAUAUAUAUAUAUAUAUAUUGAUUGUUUAAUGUAGUGGGAAAUGUCUGUUCAGUUUAUUAAUGGAAAUAUUGGAAGAGAAAUAUGGUCAGAUAUAUUUAAUUUUUCUGAAUGUUUAUUUGUCAACCUAAACAUCUGCAAAUAUCUUAAUAGUUUGCAGAGGGAAGGCUACUUUUCUUGAUGCAAUAUAACUGUACGUUUACAUAAAAUAGAAACACUAUUUGGAUGUUUUUCCAAACUACAUGUUCAUGGUAGAAACAGCUCUUUAGAGAUGUAUUGUAAGUUUUUUUGUAUACAUAAAGCCAACAUUUAAAAGCCUUUGGCAAAUUUCUUGAAGUGGGUUCCUGCUAGUUCUGUGGGUAGUUCCGGCACUGUAAUAUAUUAUGCCUUUCUUCUUUCAUGUUAUUUCUUUAUUUUAGCUGCUCAUAUUUCCUUUUGGAUUAUGUGGCAACUUCUUUCCUGAACUCCAGUUAAAUUAGAGGCUAAUCUUAAAGCAGAUUAUCUAAAUUGAUGUUACCCACAUGAGUGUGUUUUCGAAAUGCACAGUUAAGAAAAUCCACAAACGAUAUACAAGAAUAUAACAUUUUGAUGACAAAUCUUUAUUUUGAUUGGGAUCAUUAAUAAAUGCUGGACAUGCAUGUAAUAUAUAUUUAGACGAUCCUGCUGGUUUCUGUUAGUGCUGCCAAAGUAACGUUUUUGCCCUGUAGCAAUCUCUUGUGAAUGUACUGUUAUUUUCAUAGGGGCUUCUGUAGUGAACAUUCCUUGCUGAUUGUGUCCUUGAUUGGGUUUCUAUGUGUUUGCCUCUUCUAGUUUUGCAGUAUAUGAACCAACAGUGCUUUCAUUUAAUUUUCUCUGAAUAAAUUAGUGGAAAAAC
Elgaria multicarinata webbii is the source of this 3124-nucleotide messenger RNA. It is a transcript of the gene FBXL17, whose product is annotated as F-box and leucine rich repeat protein 17. The transcript is spliced from 9 exons. Gene Ontology annotation, cellular component: SCF ubiquitin ligase complex. Gene Ontology annotation, molecular function: protein binding. The record is from RefSeq and is a predicted model, not a curated record. Bases 174 to 2135 code for a protein of 653 amino acids. Gene Ontology annotation, biological process: SCF-dependent proteasomal ubiquitin-dependent protein catabolic process. NCBI's taxonomy places the organism in Eukaryota, Metazoa, Chordata, Lepidosauria, Squamata, Anguidae.